This is a messenger RNA of Emericellopsis cladophorae, 1539 nucleotides long. RefSeq names its product nonsense-mediated mRNA decay protein 3. Gene Ontology annotation, cellular component: nucleus; cytoplasm. The transcript is spliced from 2 exons. Gene Ontology annotation, biological process: ribosomal large subunit export from nucleus. The coding region runs from base 1 to 1539 and encodes 512 amino acids. Lineage: Eukaryota; Fungi; Ascomycota; Sordariomycetes; Hypocreales; Bionectriaceae. Gene Ontology annotation, molecular function: ribosomal large subunit binding. The record is from RefSeq and is a predicted model, not a curated record.
AUGUCGAUGGAUAUUGAUGAUCAGCCCGUGGCCAUCCAGCCUGGCGGUACUGCUGGCAAUGGCGCGACGAUCCUCUGCUGUAACUGUGGCGCUCCCAUCGAUGGCACAUCUGCGACCGGCGCUCUCUGCUACGACUGCGUAAAACUCACGGUCGAUAUCUCCCAAGGCGUCCAGCGCGAGGCGACCCUGCACUUCUGCAAAGACUGCGACCGGUGGCUGCUGCCCCCGCAAACCUGGAUCGUCGCUCUGCCCGAGUCGCGCGAACUUCUCGCUCUGUGUCUCAAGAAGCUACGAGGUCUUAACAAAGUGCGCAUCGUCGACGCGAGUUUCGUCUGGACAGAGCCCCACUCGAGGAGGUUACGAGUCAAGAUCACGAUCCAGGACUCGGUGCAGGACGGUGUUCUGCUGCAGCAAAGCUUCGAGGUGCUCUACCUUCUACACACACAGCAAUGUCGCGAGUGCGCAAAGUCGUAUACCCCCGCGCACUGGCAGGCCUGUGUACAGGUCCGACAAAAGGUUUUGCACAAGAGAACGUUCUUGUUUCUGGAGCAGUUGAUCCUGAAGCAUGGCGCCCACAAAGACACGCUGAAUAUCAAAGAGGCCAAGGAUGGUAUAGAUUUCUUCUUCAGUGCGAAAAAUCAGGCAGAGAAGUUUAUCGACUUCCUCAACUCGGUGGUACCUGUCAAGGUGAAGGCAUCGCAGGAGCUGAUCUCUUUGGACACACACACCAUGAAAAGGACAUACAAGUUCUCCUUCUCGGCCGAGAUCGUGCCGGUCUGCAAGGAUGAUCUGGUCGCGAUCCCCAUCAAGUUGGCCAAGCAGGCGGGCAACAUCUCGCCUCUGCUUCUGUGCUACAAGAUCGGUACCGCCGUGUACCUGAUGGACCCUCAGACCCUACAGACAGCCGACAUUAGCGGCCCCAUCUAUUGGCGGGCACCCUUCAGCGCAUUGUCAGACACACAAGAGCUGGUUGAGUUUAUUGUGAUGGAUGUCGAGUACACCGGUCAGCAGAAGGGCAAGUGGAAGCUCGCGGAGGCUACCGUUGCCCGCGCUUCGGACCUCGGGUCCAAUGACACGACAUACUUCACCAGAACACAUCUCGGUGGCCUUCUACAGCCAGGCGACUCCGCCAUGGGAUACCUCCUCAGCGGAACCAACUACAACAACCCCGAGUACGAAGCCAUCGAGGAGUCCAGCACCUACUCUUCCACAAUGCCCGACGUGGUGCUCGUCAAGAAACACUUCCCCCGCAAGAAGAAGAGCCGCCGCCGCAACUGGCGCCUCAAGCGCAUGGACAAGGAUGAGGGUGAGCUGUUGCCCAAGAAGGCUGAUCAGGACCGCAUGGAACGUGAGUACGAGGCCUUCUUGCGGGAUGUCGAGGAGGACGAGGAGCUGCGUGCGGCACUGGCGCUGUACAAGCAGCAGAAGGAGGAAGAGGAGAUGAGCAUGGCGGAUGAAUCGGACGACGCCGAGGCGCCACAGGUGAACAUGGAGGAACUGCUAGAUGACUUUGAUGAGCUGCGCAUGGAAGAUGCGUAG